UGUUGAUGAGAGAGUGUGUGCAGAGUGAGAGAGCGAGAGAGAAACAGAGCGACAGCAGAGUACUCUGUAAACAGGCUGUCAGAGAAGAAAGUGCAGGGACAUUUUCAUCCGCUACAGCCAAAGGAGUGCGUUGCAUGCAACACUGAAGGAUAAUCACAAGAGGCAGAGAGAGAGAGGGAGAGGACGAGAGAAGGUUUAAUUAAUUCAUGCAGGAGGGGAGGGAUGUUUCUGCCGCUGACUGAGCUGGUUCCAGCACUGCCUGAGCUCUGCUGCAUUUUGUUUGUGAGCCCGUCUGUGCUCUCACUCAGAUCAGGCAGGAUUUGAUGGACACCAUCACCUGAACAAGCAGAGAUGUGCUGGCAAAGUGCUGUUGAAUUCUCAUUCUGCUCAAACUCAUUGGGAGUGUCAGAACAGGGAGAGAGACGAAGCGAGAGAGAGAAAUAGAGACAGAACGAGAGUAUUCAGCAGACAGAGAGCGGGGGACAUUGAUUGGUGUGGCAUGCUGAGCACAGAAGCAGGCCAAGCCCAUAUCACUCCAGUUGACAGGUCAUCAGUUGCUCAUCCGUGUGCACCUGUCACCUCACCACAGCAGAGCUACUCCGAUCCCAUCCCCUACCAGUGGCACGGCACGCACCUCACCUUCACACUGUCCUCGUCCUUGCAUCCCUCCCUUGUUUCGCCACUCCGCAUCGGGGGCACCAAUUCACCAUCUGCUCGUAGCAAAGCAAUAUGAACAUGCCAGAUCGUACCAUCUCGUUUUCAUACCUCACCUGAGGACAAUCAGCUUGGUUCCUCCAGCUCGCAGCGAGCGAUCUGAUCGGCGAAAUGGGAGACUGGGUGUGUCUGAGCCCAGCCGAAUUCUCCCAGCUGCAGCAGUACAGUGAGUAUUCCUCCAAGAAGCUUAAAGAUGUCCUGGAAGAGUUUCACGGAAAUGGUGUCCUCUCCAAGUACAACCCUGAACAGAAGCAAGAUGUUCUCAAUCAACCCAUCGACUACGAGGGUUUCCAGCUAUUCAUGGCGACCUACCUGGAGAAUGACAUCCCUGAGGAGCUGUGCAAACACCUCUUCACCUCCUUCAAGAGCAAGAAUGGCGGAGGCAGCUCCCCUGACGCCUCUCGAUCUGGAGAAGGCAUGCUGGGUAUGAAUGGGAAGAGUAUUUUGAGCGCUAUGAGCCGACAUACAUCAGAGAACUCUGCAGGGAUCACUCCAGGCUCAGGGGCCACCACAUCGCCCUGCUCCUCCCGCUCCUCCUCACAGCGAUCAGGCACAGGGGGCCACACACCCAGAGGCUCCCACAGGUCGCCCGGCACGCAACCCAAACCCCCAGCGGGCAGCAGCAGUAGUAAUGCUUUGGCUCUCUCCAAGACCUCAAACUCCCCGCGCCUCUCCCCAGAGCGUAAUCAAUCUGAGAAUCGUACAUCUCUCCGGAGGAGUCCUUCUCCGCAGAAAGGCUCUCCAUCACCCCAAGUAGUCUUCCUCAAAGACAUUGUGUGCUACUUGUCUCUGCUGGAGAGGGGGACGCCAGAGGACAAGCUUGAGUUCAUGUUCAGGCUUUACGACACAGAUGGCAAUGGCCUGCUGGACAGUUCGGAGCUUGACCGUAUAAUAAACCAGAUGGUCCAUGUAGCUGAGUACCUGGAAUGGGACUCUACAGAACUGCGGCCGAUACUCAAGGAGAUGAUGGAGGAGAUUGACUAUGACAGGGAUGGAACAGUCACACUAGAGGAGUGGAUCAGAGGAGGAAUGACCACCAUACCACUCCUGGUACUGCUGGGAAUGGAGACGAAUGUACAGGAAGAUGGGCAGCACGUAUGGAGACUUAAGCAUUUCAACAAGCCAGCAUACUGUAAUUACUGCCACACUAUGUUGUUAGGAGUACGAAAACAGGGCCUUUGUUGCUCACUAUGCAAGUACACAGUUCAUGAGCGCUGUGUGUCCAAAGACAUUGCUCCUUGCAUUAGCACCUACGCCAAGUCCCGCAGACACACCAAUGCUAUGCAGCAUGUUUGGAUUGAGGGCAACUCCCCAACAAAAUGUGACAAAUGUCACCGCAGUAUCAAGUGCUAUCAAGGUCUAACAGGCCUUCACUGUGUUUGGUGUCAAAUCACUCUCCACAACAAGUGUGCGUCCAAUGUGAAGCCUGAGUGUGAUGGUGGACCAUUAAAAGAUCACACACUCCUGCCCUCAUACAUCUGCCCUGUUGUUCUGGACCGUCAGCCUGCUGUGAAAAGAGGUGAAGGAGAAUCAUCCCCCAGUACCAGCCCUGAUGACACCGGCCAGUGUUUCAAGUUCACCGGGGACGGUCAGGCACUGCAGAUCACCCCUCUGCCUGGAACGCACCCCCUUCUUGUGCUGGUUAAUCCUAAGAGUGGUGGUCGGCAGGGUGAGAGGGUGCUGCGGAAAUUCCAGUACCUGCUUAACCCCAGACAGGUGUACAGUUUGGAACGAGGAGGACCCAUGGCGGGGCUCAACUUUUUUCGAGACGUGCCUGAUUUCCGUGUGCUGGCCUGUGGAGGCGAUGGAUCAGUGGGGUGGAUUUUGGACUGCAUUGAUAAGGCCAAUUUUGCUCGGCAUCCGCCUGUUGCCAUCCUGCCUCUGGGGACCGGGAAUGACCUUGCUCGCUGCCUGCGCUGGGGUGGAGGCUAUGAAGGAGGCAGUCUGCUUAAGUUCCUCAGAGAUAUCGAGCACAGCACCGAGGUGAUGCUUGACCGCUGGAACAUCGACAUUGUCCCUGAUGAUAAGGAGGAGAAGGGAGAUCCUGUACCCUACAGCAUAGUGAACAAUUACUUUUCCAUCGGAGUGGACGCAUCCAUAGCGCAUCGCUUCCACUUAAUGAGGGAGAAGCAUCCAGAGAAGUUUAACAGCAGAAUGAAAAACAAGUUGUGGUACUUUGAAUUUGGCACCACAGAGACCAUCUCAGCCACUUGUAAAAAGCUGAACGAAACCAUUGAGGUGGAGUGUGAUGGCAUCAUCUUGGAUCUCAGCAGCACGUCUCUGGAGGGUAUCGCUGUGCUCAAUAUUCCCAGCAUGCACGGGGGCUCCAACCUGUGGGGCGAGACCAAGAAAAGACGGAAUUACAAUCGCAUGAGUAAGAAAGUGCCAGAGAGAAUGACUGGCAGCACUGUCACCGAUGCCAAGGAGCUCAAGUUUUGUGUUCAAGAUCUGAGUGACCAGCUUCUGGAGGUGGUGGGUUUGGAGGGAGCCAUCGAGAUGGGUCAGAUAUACACGGGUCUCAAGAGCGCUGGGCGGCGCCUUGCACAGUGUUCCAAUGUCACCAUCAGGACGUCCCGGCUGCUGCCCAUGCAGAUCGAUGGAGAACCGUGGAUGCAGCCUCCAUGCACGAUACGGAUCACGCACAAAAACCAGGUGCCCAUGCUGCUGGGACCGCCACAGAAAACUCCCUUCUUCUUCUUCAAGAAGCGCAACAGAAGUCGGGACUAAAUGUGGGACUCCAGAAAUCAGCUACUCUUCUACAAUCAUACAAACACACUCAAGCAUCACCACCUUCCUCAGCCUCUUCUUUGUCUUUGGCUAGUGGGACCCAAAGAGAAGAGACUUUUCAAACACUUUUGUGGAACAAAUCAAUACAAAUACAACACUGUAAUGGGCCUCUAAUGGACUCCAUCUCGCAACACAGCCUGGCUGAACCAGUUGAACGGACCCUCUCUGAGUGUCAUGACCACUUCCUGUGUCUUAUCAUCCAGAACGUCUUAUCACAGGCUCGUGACCUGUAAGCUUUGACUCGAUUCCAACCAAAUUCCCCCCUACCAGUAGGCCACUGCCUUGGGAUCACACUGUGUGCCCUCUCCCUCCUCUUGAGAUGGCUCAUCAGAAGAUACUGCCAAAUUCCAAGAGAAAAAGAGAGAGAGGCAGGACCAAAAGAGCAAGAGACUCGCCCAGUAAAUGGACAAGAAGUGUGUUCAAGUGAAAAGAGAAUGAGAGCAAGAGACACCCUGGCACGAUAAUGUUCUUCACAUGAGAGUCGGUGGUGCACAUAUGGACGUCACUGGGCCCUGGUUAAGUCUAGCAGGACUAGGGAACAAACUUUCCUCCUAAAGGAGCUUACUGAAUUAUACAUCAGUGCAUGCAAAGCACUCAUUCCAGUGCCUCUCCAAGGCCCUACAAAGAUGCAAACUCAUCCAUUAUGAAGAUGUUUAUGGGGGUCUGCUGAUAGGGAUAGGUUAGACUGGCCUGAAAGAGAUGUAACAUUUCAGCUUCUGUAGUUUGCCUCAGGCUUUUUUGGUGUUCGCCCUCAGGCCGCAAAACUGACCAGUGAAAGUUGUUACAGUUAGCUGGAUGUUUAUUUAAUCCUAUACUCCCCACUAAAACAACAGUGCGAGCGCUAAGUGUGGAAAGUGGACCUAUAGUCUUAAAAAAAAAAAAAAAAUUUAGUUUAAUGAACCCUUAGAAAAGAGAAUAAGUGUAAACAUUUUUACCAAUGAUCGUUUAUUAGCAAUGUGACAAUUUGUGCAAUAAUUUGUAUUAUUUGUAUUUUUAAGCCAAAUCUAAAAUUUUGUGCCAUUAAGUUUAGGAGAAGAUUCCAUUUGAUUUUUAUUGAAAUACCCUGCUGAUAAGAAACAUCUUGCACCAGCCUUUGCUGGUUUGCCUGUCUGUUGACUGGUUUUAGAGGGGUUUUGGGCACUUUUCAAAUGGUCAGGCUGGUUACCCAGCUGGACAGCCUUUUCACACCAACACAAGCAUUUGGCAUGAAAAUUCGGUCCGAUUUUUGCACGCGUUUCGCUUGUUCAGACCAGUACGAAAAAAGGCACACUGGGAGAUUUAAAAUGCAACUUCACGCUGUGACAGUAGGUGGCGCUUACUGAAAAGCAGAAAUAAAGUACUCUGUUCAUGAGCACCAAGUCAUAGUUUUAUGUAACAGCAAUGGCUCUGCACAUGUGACCAAAAGUGCAAAUCUUAAGCCUAAAGUAUACUUCGGUCAUCGUUCCGCGAAGAAGUAUACGUUAAAAGGCUUGCACGUUCGUAGCGGAUCUCAGAAAAUGAAGUGUACCCCGACCUUUAUUGGUUGGUUUCUUGUGAUUAUAACACCACAUUAAAUUGUUUAUCACACUGAAUUUUCGCACCAAACAUUCUUGGUUUGAGCAGACUAUUAACCAACUAAGACCAGCAAACCAGUUUAGGCUGUUUUGGGCAGGUUUUAUCAGCAAGGUACAAAUUGAAUUAAAUUAUUUACAAAUGGAACAAUAAGGAGAUAAUGGUAAUGCUUUAUGACAUUAGUUAAUGCAUUAGAUGUCAAGAACUAGCAUUGACGAUGUAUUUACAGCAUUUAUUAAUCUAGUUUAACCCUCAUUUAUACUGUUGUUCACUGUUAAUUCAUGUAUAUUCUGAAGAUAUUAAAGAAUGUUCAUUUAUACAACCUAAAUAUUUGCAAAUCUAUGAAUUAUGUUGAAAUUAGCAUUGACCGAGAUUAUUAAAUGCUGUAAAAAUAUUAUUAAUUGUUCAUUCGUGAUUCCAAAUGCAUCAAGUAAUGUUAACAACCUGAAUCAUAUUAUAAGGUGUUACAAAAAUAAGAAUUUAAGGAAAAUGUAUUUCUGAGAAAGUCUCCGCUGUAGCUUACAGCAUCUCCAUUCAGAGAUGGGCUGAAAUCGAUCCAGCGCUGGUAUUAACACUGAAUCCUCUGGACCUCGUCUGUCACAACAAGCUACUGCAGUGGGGUUUGAUUUACUGCUGCAUGGACAGAGCCUAAAUUUAACUUCCUAUUUCAGGGAGUGAAACACUAUUCCUAAUUGCAGCAUGAAAACAUCAGCUCACAAUUUCAGGUCAACAGUUAAACGGGUCUGAUAGCGGUCCAGAUGAAUGCAAAGAACGGAAGUUACUUAAAGUUCAAGAUGCAAAAAGUGAGCUUUUUCAUUUUUAGCCCUUCUGAGAAGGCCCGUAAAGAGUAUUUAACUAAGAGAUGCCCACCGUGUAUCAGUAUUUGUAUAAUCUAGGAGCAUUGUAUGCAUAUAUAUAUAUAUAUAUAUAUAUAUAUAUAUAUAUGAAUGUGUUUAAAGAUAUAACUUAAUAUAGUAUCAGAGAUUAGCAGUGAUACCUUAUGGGUCACAUGAUUGACUGUAGCUAUCUGGCAGAUGUGUCUGAUAUAGAUCAACACGCAGCGAUCAUCAGAUGCUUUCGCAGUGUGCCGUAGGGUCCAAAGGUCUGUGUUGGAACUGUAUAUAUAUAUUUCACCAAUACAGAACUGGGGUCAGAUUGACUUAAAGUUCAGGUGUGGGCUUUUGAAACUGAGCUCUUACCAGGGUUAGCAGGUUAAUGUUCCCUUUAAAGAACACUGAACCGCAGAAGCUACGCCAGUGUCCUAAAAAAUGCUAAUCUCUCCAUAUGACCACAGAACUGACGUCCACCUCCAGUCCUUGGGUUUAUCAUAGAAGUUAAUGGUGGAUUUGGCAAAUAGAGCUCCAUUGUUUCUGUGGUCAUUGGACAGAUGGUUUAUCCUGUGUGACAGUCUGGUGUUUAAAGAAUGGCGGUUUGGUUACGAGUGCAUGUUUACAACUACUUUUCUUUUUACAGUUUAGAAUGAUUUUAAACAGUUAUGUAUAUAUAGAUAUUGUUUAUAUUUUCUCUAAAAUUUAACCACCGCAUGCCUGCUGAAACAAAGAAGACAAAGACGUCUGCUUGAAGAGAGACCACGCUGAUUGUUGUUACCUUAUUAGUUUCACAUGAUUAUAUUUUGGACCCUAUCCAAGCCCCUUGUAUCUAUCCACUGUACUUUUCCUUGAUCCGUUAGUAGCAUGUUCAUUGUACGAGUACCUCUGUGACUGUUCUUUGUUCUGUUUAGUAUUUUGUAGACAGAGGUUUGGCACCAAUAUAUGCUGAGCAAAGGGCGACUGAGGAAUGUCACCUACGAGAAAUGUCAUUUCUAAAUCGUACCAAUGUCCCCUUCUGUGUCAUUUCUGUGAAUAACUGAUAGCCUUAACUUACCAAUACAAAAUAGCGUUUUGCCUGGAGCAAAGAAUUUUGCAAUACAAGUCACUGAAAAAAUCGACAAAAUGAAGGGAAAAAUGAGAGGUCAACAUCUGUUUUGCCGUUUUGCAAUAACUCAUUUUUGUUAGUGUCAUCACACCGACAUACUCACUCUCAGAGAAGGGAGGUGAUAGAGCGAUGUCCUGCACAUCACAAAAGAGCUCCAUGAUCUCUGGCACCACAUAUGUCUUCAUUUGUGGACUGACUGACUUUUAGCGAUUAUUUUUAGCUGUCCGAAAACUGUGAUUGCUCAAUCUGCCCAUCACUAUUUUCUUAUGACAAUAAUCUGAUUUUAUCUAAAAAAAAACCAUGCUGCCUCUUGCAGGGUUGUGCUUUAUUCAGAAUUGAAUUGAGAAUGGCUUUUAAAUUCUAAUUGAAUUUCUGAAUCUGAAUUUAGGUAGUGAGCAGGAUGCAGAAUUGCAUUUGCAAUGUGAAUGUAAGAAUAUGAAUUUAAAAUCAAUUGAAAUUCAAAGGAGUUCAUAAAAUUGUCGGUUUAAAAAAAAACUUUGCGGCUUGUCAAAAACGAUAGAUAGAUAGAUAGAUAGAUAGAUAGAUAGAUAGAUAGAUAGAUAGAUAGAUAGAUAGAUAGAUAGAUAGAUAGAUAGAUAGAUAGAUAGAUAGAUAGAUAGAUAGAUAGUAAAGAAGGAUGGCCCUGGAUGAAAGAACACUUUUCUUUUUCUCAGGGUGCAUUACCUGUGAUGAAUUCCUUUGAAUUAAAAUUCAUUAAGUUACUCUUCCUAUCAUUCAAAUUCAUGUUGGAUGUGGGCAAUUCUAUUAACAUUUUUCAACUCAUGAGUUGAAAGGGAGCUGAUUCUUCAGUUCUGAAUUUUGCCCAACCCUGGCCUCUUGAGAUUUUUAAGGAUGGUGAACCAGAAUCCGGGACUCAAAUAUGAUGUUAACUUAAUCUUCUAAGCAUCACGUUGCCCUCUAACAGUGAGAAGCAAACAGAUGCGCUCUCUCUCUCUCUCUCUCUCUCUCUCUGCUCGUCUUACUGGUCUCUUAGAGACCGUUAUGGCUUAUCUCAGUGUAGCUCUAUUCUUAGCUGGGACAGAUGAACAGUAUUGAGCGGCACUGAUGCAGUAGAGCCCAUAUCAACCCUGAAUGUGAUGUUCUACAUGUGUGUUAACUCACUGUCUUAUUCCUGCCUUAGGGUUAGUGUGGUUUGUAGCAGUUCAUCUGUGUGGUAGGCAACAAAGUUCAAGGACUGGAGUCCUGCAGGCUGAGAUUGGGUUAAAGGGUGAAUCGUGCCCUUGACAGACCCACUUAGACUCUGUUACUCUGUUUCUUGUGAGCUGUUGGCAUCCAUGUUAAUGGACAAAAGAGUUUUAUUGAAUAAACAAAGAGACUGAA
This is a messenger RNA of Megalobrama amblycephala (Wuchang bream), 8328 nucleotides long. RefSeq names its product diacylglycerol kinase gamma (gene dgkg). Lineage: Eukaryota; Metazoa; Chordata; Actinopteri; Cypriniformes; Xenocyprididae. Gene Ontology annotation, molecular function: calcium ion binding; ATP-dependent diacylglycerol kinase activity. Gene Ontology annotation, biological process: diacylglycerol metabolic process; intracellular signal transduction; lipid phosphorylation. Gene Ontology annotation, cellular component: plasma membrane. The coding region runs from base 826 to 3441 and encodes 871 amino acids. The transcript has 27 exons. The record is from RefSeq and is a predicted model, not a curated record.